CACGGGGAUGCCUUUAGACACAGAAUCCAAAGACCGAGCGCCUCUCCUCUUUCAGAUUCUCCGACAAUGGCCACGACUUCCGCUGCGCUCCCGUCCAUGGCCGCCCUGUCUCUCUCUCCUCCUCCUUUGCUAUCUGCUUCUUCCUCCUCCUGCUCUCGUCAAUGCUUACACCCGCCUCGCCCGCGUCGAAACCUCGUCUGGGUCCUCAACCCCGGCGCCCCCGGCGGUCCCGUAUGUUCCACCCAAGUCCUGAAAGAAGGGACUCGCGACGACAGGGUCGUCGUCGACAGAUCGCUCCUCGAGUUCGAAGAAGCGUCCUCCGAUGACGAGCUCUGGGCCGCCUCCUGCCUCCGCGUUCGUACCUUCAAUCAGUUCAACCCCUCCACCUAUGCCGUCGAGGAUCUUAAAAGAAGCUUGGCUGAGCGUGAAUUCGAAGCAUUGAAGGAGCGUAUUGCUGGGAAGAGGGAGAGCUUUAGGAGAGUUUCUUGCAUUAAUGCCACCCUCCCAAUGUCACAAAUUAUGAUUGGUUCAAAUGAUUUAUUAUCAACAUGUAAGUUCUCAAAAAGUGGAAAAGAUCGAGUAGUUGUGGCUACCCUUGAUCUUAAUCAGUGCCUCUGGCUUCCAGAUGAAAUUGUUGGAACAAAACCGCAGCAGGACAUUGGAGCAGAUUUUGCUAGGGCAUACCUGAGCAAUGUAUGUGUUGCUGAGGAACUACAAAGAAAUGGACUGGGUUAUGCACUCAUUGCAAAGUCAAAGAUUGUUGCUCAAGAAUGGGGCAUAACUGAUUUGUAUGUCCAUGUUGCUGUUGACAAUGAAGCAGCAAAGAAAUUGUACAUGAAAAGUGGGUUCGAGUACGAAAGCGAGGAACCUGCAUGGCAAGCCAGAUUUCUUGACCGUCCUCGAAGGAUUCUUUUGUGGACCAGCAUCGCUGCCUCCUGCGAUUUGUGAUGUUACAAUGUUCCCCAUUAUUGCAUGUUGUGGUCUUGCAUUAUAGGGCUGACCCAAUAGACUAGAUAAUGGAUUUGAUUUUUUUUUUUUUUUUUUUUUGGGUGUAAAUGUUGAAGUCUCAGCUUCUUUGUUCAUAGUUUAUUGCCUGCAUUACCUUAGUGCAUCAUUUUUUCAUGCACGAUUCUUUGCGAAUUGAAGACAGUGCUAUUUUGAAAAUGAAGACUCGAACAUCCCCAUGCUCUGUCCGAAAGCUACGCUUUGCCGCUUCCUCUUUUAGCAGUGCAGGAAGAAAGGAGAGCCCCAUUUACAUGUGGUGGAGAACUGCAUAUAUAUCUUCUCUAUUGGGUCAUUUAUACUUGUAAUCCACGUAUCUUGUGUUGCUUUCAACUCAGUCCAUGAUGCAUUCAGCUUGUGCA
Messenger RNA from Eucalyptus grandis, 1364 nucleotides. RefSeq lists its product as uncharacterized. Gene Ontology annotation, molecular function: acyltransferase activity, transferring groups other than amino-acyl groups. The transcript is spliced from 5 exons. Gene Ontology annotation, cellular component: chloroplast. Lineage: Eukaryota; Viridiplantae; Streptophyta; Magnoliopsida; Myrtales; Myrtaceae. The record is from RefSeq and is a predicted model, not a curated record. Bases 67 to 948 code for a protein of 293 amino acids.